This is a messenger RNA of Clupea harengus (Atlantic herring), 1349 nucleotides long. It is a transcript of the gene pigc, whose product is annotated as phosphatidylinositol glycan anchor biosynthesis, class C. Gene Ontology annotation, biological process: GPI anchor biosynthetic process. Gene Ontology annotation, cellular component: glycosylphosphatidylinositol-N-acetylglucosaminyltransferase (GPI-GnT) complex; membrane. The record is from RefSeq and is a predicted model, not a curated record. NCBI's taxonomy places the organism in Eukaryota, Metazoa, Chordata, Actinopteri, Clupeiformes, Clupeidae.
UCGUGUUAACCAUUUUGCAUUUCACUUAGAUGUCACUUCCGUACAGUACAAUGGCGAGAUUAAGUAGGAAAUGAACAAGGGACGACCACCUCACUGUUCCUUAGGUGAUGGGGGCCGAUAGCGGUCCUUGUGCUCCCCCGGCGGUCCCCUGGCGCAAAGUGCUGUACGAGCGCCAGCCUUACCCGGACAACUAUGUAGAUCCCCGCUUCCUGGAGGAUCUAAAGCGAAAUGUCGGAGUUCGUCAGUACCGCUAUUGGAAUGUGGUGCGUGAAGCUGGUCUGGUGUCUCAGCAGGUGUCCUGCGUAUCCCUCUUUGUUUCGCUAUGGUCCUACAUGGAACAAGGAGACCUAUCUCCUUCUACUCUACUGUGGGCAGGACUGCUGAGUUCCCUGGUGGGAUAUGUACUAUAUAAGGUGCUGGGUGACAGCAGCACUGGUGGCAGAACAUCAUGGACCGAUCUCCAGAGUGCUGCCAUCUUUUUGGCUUUCACGUUUGGCUUCUCCCCUGUGCUGAAAACUCUCACUGAAUCGGUUAGCACAGACACAGUCUACGCCAUGUCUGCGAUGAUGCUCUUGGCUCACCUGGUGUCCUUCCCUUACGCGCAGCCAAGUCCCCCGGGCAGCCUAUCUCUGAAUGUAGCCCUUUUUGCCUCCGUUUGUCUGGCAUCGCGUUUACCAGGGGCGCUCCACACAUUUGCCAUGCUAACUUGCGCCCUGCUGGUCUUUGCUUUGUGGCCUUGCCUACUGCACCGGCUGAAGGAACAGGCCCCUUGGAGUUUCCCUUGGAUAGCUGGCCUAGUGUCAUUUUGUGGAGUUGCGGGCUUGGCCUCCCUGUGGCCUACAGGGGCUCUGUUGCUUUUCUUUGCCCUCCUAACACUCACCUUGAUCUGCCCACUGCUGCUUGUACGCCUACAAAGGCACAAGGACAAUAUCCACGGGCCCUGGGAUGAGGCGGAGAUACGGGAAGACCUCUCACAUUUUUUGAGCUGAGACGGGCAGUGCAGAGCUGCCACCAGUCUAAAUGUAACGUUAUGCACACUUAAGGGCUUAUGGUAAUUCACUAAAACGAUGCUCACUAAAUUGUCCCCUUUUAAAACAUCCAGAUUAAUCUGUUUUAAAUGGGAAUGGAGUGUUGUUGCACUGAUGCCAUCUCAAUUCUCAGGAAUAAGCACAAGAACAUGACCAAGAAAGAGACUUUUAUCCUUCCAUUUGACCUAUAGCGUUCUGGUCAGACUAUGGUCAUGAGUAAAUGUUUUAUGGUAAAGUUAUAUCAGUAUUCAUCAUGAAAAUACCUUGGUUUUUAACAUGGUAAUAUAAAAAAAAAUUGACAUAAUAAAGAUAUUUUCUGUA